CACAAAAUCUCUCCUCUUUCCAAAUUCAUCACCCUUCUUAUUCUCUCCCUCUCUCUGUCUCUCUCUCCUCUUCAAGCUACAUACAACACACAGCUUCACAUACUCAAUACUGGGGGUUCUCUGCCUUGCUCCCACUCCAAGGAAGAGCUUGGCGAUCCAAGAAUGGAUCCUUGCCCUUUCCACCGGGUCCUCGUCGGCAACCUCUCCCUCAAACUCCCUCAACCCUCCGCCCCCUCCUCCUCCUUCUCCACCAUCCACCCUCCUUCCUCCUCCUCCUCCUCGUUUUUCUGCAAGAUCAAGCUCUCAAACCUCCCUUCCCAGCAGGCCUCUCUGCCCCUGAUCUCGCCCCCCGAUCACUCCCCCGACCGCCGCCCCUCUCAGCCCCUCGCCGCCUGCUUCAGCCUCCCCAGGCCCCUCCUCGAGAAGCUCCUCCUUCAAAACCCGACCUUGAAGGUCGAGGUCUACAGGGGACGCUUCGGGGGCGCUUGCGGGUUGGUGGGCGGGUCGAAAUUGAUCGGGAAGGUGUACCUGCCGCUGGAUUUGAGGAGGGCCGAUUCGCGGGCGGUGUCGGUUCACGACGGGUGGCUCGACCUCGGCAGGAAGAGCGGCGAGAAGCUGCACGUGAGCGUGAGGGCGGAGCCUGAUCCAAGGUUCGUGUUCGAGUUCGAGAAGGAGCCCGAGUGCAGCCCCCAGGUGUUUCAGGUCCAGGGGAGCGUGAAGCAGCCGGUCUUCACUUGCAACUUCAGUUGCCGGAACAACGUCGGUGACCGGAACUUGCGAUCCAGGUCGUCCUUGUCCGAAACAAGCACAUCACGAAGCUGGAUACCGUCUCUGGUUGGCCAUGACAAAGACCCGCAUUCUAAAGAGAGGAAGGGAUGGUCCGUCACCAUCCACGACCUCUCUGGCUCUCCGGUGGCGGUCGCCUCGAUGGUGACGCCUUUCGUGCCGUCCCCCGGGUCUGACAGGGUGAACCGGUCCAAUCCGGGCGCAUGGCUCAUUCUCCGCCCGGCCCACGGCACCUGGAGUCCGUGGGGCCGUCUCGAGGCCUGGCUCGAGCACGGCAGCUCCGACAUGCUCUCGUACCGAUUCAAGCUCCUUCCCGACACCACCGCCACGAACACGGCCACUGUGGUCAAUUCCUCGAUUAGCAUUAAAACCGGUGGCAAAUUCACCAUAGACUUGACCACCAGUGUGUCGCCAGUGAGCAGCCCAAGCAGCAGCAUAGACUUUGGGUCUGGGCUGUCGUGGUCCGGGUCGGGAUCGGGGUCAGACUUUGUAGGGCUGGGGCUGUGGCCAAAUUCAGUGCCCGGUGGGUUCGUGAUGUCCUCGACCAUGCAAGGGGUGGACAAGGCGAGCAAGCCGCAGGUGGAGGUCGGGGUUCAGCACGUGAAGUGCACGGAGGACGCGGCGGCUUUCGUGGCAUUGGCAGCUGCGGUCGACCUGAGCAUGGACGCUUGCAGGUUGUUCUCUCAGAAGCUGAGGGCAGAGUUGAGGCAGCAAAGUCAGGACUCUGCCAUUUGGUGCGACACGAAUUGAAAUGAUUUGUCAUAAUCUCGACUCGGGGAUGAAUCGAGCCGGUCACGGCCGCGAUUGAGUCUCACGCGGACCUCUCAUGAUGCGACGAUUGCUACGAGAGUGGAUGACUCGUGAGGAAGUUGUUGGAUUUUAUUUUAUUUUUCGGAUUUUCUGCCGCAUGAUUCUUUUGAUGAGCUUUUUUUGGUCGUGGGACGAUUAGGAAUUGUACGGAGGGGGGGUAGGCGAUGAUUCAAUUUUUAUUUUUAUUUUUGGUGUACAUCCCGUGAGUUGAAUUUGAAUGCUUUUAAUGUUCA
Messenger RNA from Rhodamnia argentea, 1829 nucleotides. RefSeq lists its product as uncharacterized. The record is from RefSeq and is a predicted model, not a curated record. The transcript has 2 exons. The coding region runs from base 163 to 1536 and encodes 457 amino acids. NCBI's taxonomy places the organism in Eukaryota, Viridiplantae, Streptophyta, Magnoliopsida, Myrtales, Myrtaceae.